Molecule: messenger RNA, 2393 nt
Organism: Schizophyllum commune H4-8
Lineage: Eukaryota; Fungi; Basidiomycota; Agaricomycetes; Agaricales; Schizophyllaceae
Exons: 4
Coding region: 239-1546 (435 amino acids)
Source: RefSeq, a predicted model, not a curated record
CUUGAAGCGAACAUCGUCACACGGUCCUCCUCCUCCCUCUUCAAACGCCCAUCGUGCGCCCGCUCGCCCCGCCUGCGAGCCCUUUCCUUCCUUUCCCCUUCGUUCAUUCUUUUGCACAACAGCGCAGGCGCCGGCCAGUGCAGCAGCAAGUCCUACCGCCGACUUCUGGUGUGCCGAACUGGUGAACAGCCAGUUGUAUUCUGUACAAGAAAGAUAUAUAGUGUCCAACACCGAGAACAUGUCUUCGAUCCACAAGCGCAUCAUUGCGAAGCGGCAGCAAGAGGGUGCGGGUGCAGGCGCGACGGACGGUGCAGCCGGUGGUGCUGCGGACAGCGCUGCCAACGGUGGUGCUGCAACGAGCCCGUCUAACACCCAGGCUGCGGGUGGUGCUGCGUCGACCACCGCCGCUGCGGGCGAUCCUGCCCAGACGACGACGCAGCAACAGCAAGACACCGCGCCGCCUGCCCAAUCCGAAACCUCCCAAUCCGCCCAGCCGACCACCGAACAGCAGCAGCAGCCGACGACCAGCAGCACGCCCCCCGCGCAGGAAACCUCGCAAUCACAGCCCCCCGCGCAAGAGACGUCCUCAUCGGAGGUGCAGGUGGUUACUGCGACCGCUACCUCGACAUCAGUUGCUACAUCGAGCGCCCCGCCCCCGCCCACGACCUCGUCUACCCCUCCCCCGGUUACCACCUCGAAGUCCUCGACCUCCGUCCACCAAACGACCGCAAACUCGGCCGCCCGCGUCGCCACCUCAUCCUCGUCGUCCGUUCACACGACGUCGUCGUCGUCCGUGGGUGCGCUCGAGAGGACGCGCGACGUCACGCUCUCGUCGACGUUCUCGAUCAAGUCCACCAUGUCCGCUACAGGCGCUAUCGCCAGCGCUUCGUCGUCCAACUCGGCGGCGAAGAGCGCCUCUGGGGGCAUCAGCACCGGCGCCAUCGCUGGUGGUGUUGUCGGUGGCCUCGCAGGUCUCGGCCUCAUCGCCCUUCUCUUGCUCUGGUGCACACGCCGCAAACAACGCAAGGACCGCGAGAUGACGCUCGGCCGCCGCACCACCAUGGGCGGCAUGUCCUUCGUCGACACCAACCGCCCGAUGACGGUCAUGACCGAGAAGCCUGUGUUCACCGACCCCACCGCGCCGAUGCCUCCCAACGCAGCCUUCGCUGCGGGCUCCGGAAGUGGCAACGUGCGCGACUCAGUCGCCAGCGUCAACAUCGCCGGCCGCGGCGCUACGGGUGGUGGCUACGGCGACUACGACCCACACGCGUACACCGACAACGUGCAGUACUCGGGCAAUGCGUACACGGACGACGACAUGUACAACGCGCAGCCCAUGCAGCACCACGACGCAUCCGCGUACGGUGGCUGGACGGGCGGCUACUCGGACCAGCAGGGCGGCUACGCUGACAUGGAGCGCUCGCAGGGACAGCACGGCUACGGCGGUGAGUACGACCAGGGCGCGUACGCGUACACGGCGGACACGCAGCAGUACGCGUACGGCGACCACACGCAGCAGCAUCACGCUGCAGGAUAUGCGCAGUGAUUCGCUCCGCGUUGAUCAGUGCCGGCCCCGCCAUCACGCCCUCAUGUGCUUCACGUCUCUGCGCACGCCUACUCCGCACCGCCGCUUCGCCUAUCCACCCGCCUGAACUUCCAUAUCCUACCACGCUCACUCCCAGCCCCCUCUGGCGCUAACCCCGUCCCGAUCCCGACGUCUUCGCCCUCGACCCGGCCUCUACUUCCAUGCCUCCCUUUCCUUCCUCUUCCAUGCAGCGCGCCUCGCGUCACCGUAUCGCGCACUGUUCCCGCGGCGCUGCCUUGCGCGCCGUCAUGGCUUAUACCUCCCCUUCGUCUUCGCUGUACAUCUACGUCUACACCGUUGAGCUAUUUCUGUACCCUGCACGGACUCCGACGGCGGGUUGGAGCCUCGCGUGGUCGACAUCGCUGUUCUUGUCCUGUGUCCACGUACAGUCGACAUACUAGUUCACGCCCUCCAUCCUCCCGUCUCGCCCUCCACACCCUGUCCCAGCCCCUCGCCUGUGCCAUCAUCCAGGGCCCACCGCGCGCCACCCAUGGCCCAUACCCCGCAUCCUCGGAGCUUUCUGCAGCUGUACUACCUUUGGAGUUCGCUUAUGUCUUUUUCUGUUUCUUUCUGUCUACAUACCUGUUCUGUCGAGCUACUGAUAACCACCGCCGACUGCGCGGCUGCGCGUACUUGUUCAGUAUACAGCCCCACUCCAGAUAACGGGCGCGGCCGGCCACCUAUAUACUCCAGUUGCCUACAUACAUCACCCUGUCAGUGUAAUCGAGCAGCGGCGCUACGUAUUCGUAUUUAUCGAUUACAGUACAUGUAUCUGGAGCUCAGUUGGAAUGGAUUUUUCUUGCAUUUA